CCAGGAUGCAGAUUUUUGUGAAGAUCCUGACAGGGAAGAACAUCACUCUCGAGGUCGAACCCUCGGACACAACAGAAAAUGUAAAGGCCAAGAUCCAAGAUAAGGAAGUAAUUCCUUCUGACCAGCAAAGACUGAUCUUUGCUGGCAAGAAACUGGAAGAUGGACGUACUUUGUCUGACUACAACAUUCAAAAGGAGUCCACUCUCCAUCUUCUGUUGAGACUUCGUGCUGGUACUAAGAAAAAGAAGAAGUCUCACACCACUCCCAAGAAGAAAAAGCGUAAGAGAAAGAGGGUUGGGAAUUUCCUGGUGGUCCAGUGGUUAGGACUCUGCACUCUCACUGCGGAGGGCCCGGGUUCGAUCCCUGGUUGGGAAACUAAGAUCCCACAAGCCACACGGCCAAAAGAAAAAAAGAGAGAGAGAGAGAGAGAGAGAAAGAAGGUUAAGCUGGCUGUCCUGAAAUACUGUAAGGUGGAUCAGAAUGGCAAAAGCAGUCACCUUCAUCAGGAGUGCCCUUCAGAUAAAUGUGGUGUGGAGUUUUUAUGGCCAGCCACUUUGACACACACUAUAGUGGCAAAUGUUGUCUGACCUAUUGUUUCAACAAACCAGAAGACAGGUUAUUGUAUAUUGGUUAAUAAAAGACAUGAACUAAUGAACUAAAAGAAAAAAAAGUAUAAGACAUGGUUAUUUAGGCUCAGGCAGUACUAGGUAUGGAUUCAGACGCCCACAGGUUUGCAAAGCAGAGCCUAAGAACAAUACUCAGAUGAAUUUAAAGAUUUUUCUUUAAAUAAAAGAAGGGGAAGUUUAAAAAAAUGUAAUUAAAAGGCAAACAACAAACAAGGGAAAACAUCUGUAGUAUAUGUAGUCUAAUUAUACUAAAAGCCCUUACUAAUCAAUAAGAAAAAAACCAACGGCCUAUUAGAAAACCGACAGUGGGGCCUUCCCCUGUGGCACAGUGGUUAAGACUUGCAACGCAGGGGGCACAGGUUCGAUCCCUGGUCAGGG
Messenger RNA from Kogia breviceps (pygmy sperm whale), 1004 nucleotides. The record is from RefSeq and is a predicted model, not a curated record. NCBI's taxonomy places the organism in Eukaryota, Metazoa, Chordata, Mammalia, Artiodactyla, Physeteridae.